Messenger RNA from Branchiostoma floridae (Florida lancelet), 1982 nucleotides. RefSeq names its product collagen alpha-1(III) chain-like. Lineage: Eukaryota; Metazoa; Chordata; Leptocardii; Amphioxiformes; Branchiostomatidae. The coding region runs from base 125 to 1357 and encodes 410 amino acids. The record is from RefSeq and is a predicted model, not a curated record. The transcript is spliced from 8 exons.
GUCCGACAGGCUAUUCUCAACCGGGUCUGUUGACUUACUGAAUACUGAAGACGUUGUCUGUGUACACAAGAGUCGCACAGACAGUACUAGUACUAGUCGAGACUACGCCAUCAGAACGUCCAGCAUGAGUUACCCACCACCAGGAGGCGCAGGCUAUCCCCCCGCCGGCCCAGGCUACCCACCCGCGGGAGGGCCCGGGUAUUCGCCCGGUGGAGGGGCAGGGUACCCGCCGGGUGGAGGGGCAGCGUUUCCCGGUGCGUACCCACCGCAACCAAACGUAGGGCAGCAGCAACCUCCCAUGCCGGGGUUCAACCCGCCCGCCACGGGCGCACCGGGAUACCCACCGAUGCCAGGCGGGGGGUUUCCACCUGCAGGCCCGACGGGGUACCCGGGAGCGCCCGGUGGUUACCCCGGGGCCGGGCCACAGCCGCCAGGCGGGCCGGGGUUCCCUACACCCGGCCCGACGCAGCCGCCAGGAGCGCCCGGUUACCCUGGGUACGGGGCGGCCCCAUACCCCGGGGGAGCGCCAGGAUAUCCCGGGGGUUACCCAGGGGGUGCCCCGACCCUCUCCCCUGAAACCUACGGUCUACCUCCGGACUUCUACGGCCCCGAUCCCCCCAUGGACUACGGAGACGACAUACCGACGAUAAUGCAGAGAGCGUCACCCGAAGAGCAGCAGACGCUGGGGAAACUGAUGGAUCUGAACCACGUUUUAGAACGAGCAGACAGAGGAGAACAACACCAGCAUUACCAACAUGGCAAGAGAAGCAGGUAUCAUGACCAGGAGUAUGACGAUCCUCACGGCAUCACGGACAGACUGACAGACCUGGCCACGCCAGGGAACAUCAACACGCUCAGGAAAUACGGACUGCUCAAGAAACUCGGGCCGCUCGGACUGGUCAUGGGUUCCAUGGCGUACGCAGGAGGCGGGAAACAUCACGGUGGACAUGGACACCAUGGAGGGCACGGCAACCAGGUGUUAGGGAUGCUGGGCGGCCACGGCGGCGGCCAUCACGGUGGACAUAAGAAGGGAGGGUUCAACCUGGGGUCCCUGGCGAGUCUGGGCAUGGGUGCGCUGGGGAAGGGAGGUCAUGGGCAAGGUCACCACAAGAAGGGUAAAAUGGGAAUGCUGCAGAGUCUGGGAGGGCUGCUAGGGGGCGGGGGUCACCAUGGCGGACAACAUGGAAGCUACGGAGGCCAAUAUGGCGGCCAAUACGGAGGCCAACAUGGCGGAUAUGGCGGCUACGGAGGUCACCAUGGAGGUCACGGUCAGCCUCGUUUCGAUUUGAGUGACGGAUUCGGCAUGGAGGAUGUCAAAGCCUUGGCAAAUAUGGCUUCUGGUAAGCGCGGCUAUUGAGAGAAGGAUAUGAGAGCCAGGGCGAGAAGACAGAAAGGAAGAUAGGGUGUUUAUACGUCGUGACGUAGACACAAACGUAGUACUAUAGUAAUAGAUACCACCACCGCCAUGUUGGUUUAUGGGAUGGAUCCAACAUGGCGACGAUCAAAAAUGGCGACCUUCGGAUCAUACAGCAAACGAUCUCUUAGAAAUCCAAUACCCUUAUUGAAUUGAGUUAAAAUAAAUCGUGCACUGUUGUCUGUUUUCACAAAAUGACGUCAUACAUGGACCUAGCUUUUAUCCUAAUCACGUGACUGUAAACACCUUAUACUCACUGAGGAAGGAACCGCCACUGAAGAUAUCCUGUUACUUGUAAAAAGAAUGGAAACUAAAUUUAUAUUACUGUAUGGAAAUGUCUAAUAACAUAUCAGAACUGCUAGGACGUAUAUCGUUUUAUGAUAUGAUACUUUUAAGGCUGUGUCAGUUCUUGUUUUUGAUAUGUAAGUAAAGCAUUUUGUAGAGAUAUAGUAUAUAUUUGGGGUCCUCAGUGAAACACAUGUGUAUCAUCAAGCUGUCCCUGAGAAUGGAACUGUACAACAUGAUACAAGGAGCUUUAAAAUGAUUUUAAAGGACGAAUUUGACCACG